GAUAAGGGUGCCACGAUUAUAGUCAAACGUGAACAAGCGCUGCCCGUGGCCUCUCUUCCACUUCCCCAGCCGCCUAGCCUCCUGGCCCGCAAGCUGCUGUCCCCAGGCCAGGGCAGAAACGCAGGCCAGGCCGCGCGGCCGCCUCCCCAGUGUCUAAGACUUGAGAUUCUUCUCCGGGGCAGAGAAGCCCACCCGUCGGGAACCGGCCCGCCGCCGGCCAGGUGGGCGAAGAGGCGCACAGUCUCCUGCCUACCGGCCGGGUCUCGCCAGGGAACACUCGGUUCCGGCCCAGCGCCAGCGCCAACGGGCGCCGUCGCCGACCUCCGCCGCCCCGGCGGGACUGACCUGGCGUGACCCCGCGCGCCCGCGUCCCGCCCGGUGUCAGGCCCAUGUGCCCGCUGCUGCGCCCGCCGCUGCGCCCGCUGCUGCGCCCGCUGCCCGCGCCCCGCUGCCCGCGCCGCGCGCUGCCCGCUGCCAUGGCCGCGGCCCUCAAGUCGGUGGACUACGAGGUGCACGGGAUCGUGCAGGGUGUUUGCUUCAGAAGGUACACGGAAGAGGAGGCCAACAGAGCCGGCGUGGUGGGCUGGGUCAUGAACACCAGCCGGGGCACCGUCACGGGCCAGCUGCAAGGUCCUGAGGAGAAGGUCGACAACAUUGAGCACUGUGAGAGCACUGCUUUGAAAUCUUCAGGAAGACGUGGCUGAGCAAAGUUGGCAGUCCUAGUUCUCGCAUUGACCGUGCAAACUUUACUAAUGAAAAAAAUAUCACCAAACUUGAUUACUCUAAUUUUAGUAUUCGAUACUAAGAGAAAUAAUCAUUGUGCUGCUUGACUACACAAUUGGCAUUACAUACAAUUUAACAUAUAUAUAUAUGAUAAGUUAGUAUAUACUAUAAUCUUAGCAGAAUAGGGAAAAUAAAGACAUUUUAUGUUCUGAAAACUACAUUAUAUUACUAAAAAUAUCAGAAAGAAUCUUAUUCAAGCAAAAAUUAUUUAAAAACUAAAGUGUCAUUACAAAGUAUUUAAUUAAAUAUGUCUUGUAGAACCUUUAAUUCUAAUGAAUAUUAUAACAUUAUUUGACUAGAUAUGAAAUAAAGUUAAUUUAAAAAAUUA
Sorex araneus (European shrew) is the source of this 1111-nucleotide messenger RNA. RefSeq names its product acylphosphatase 2 (gene ACYP2). Lineage: Eukaryota; Metazoa; Chordata; Mammalia; Eulipotyphla; Soricidae. The transcript is spliced from 5 exons. The record is from RefSeq and is a predicted model, not a curated record. The coding region runs from base 390 to 704 and encodes 104 amino acids. Gene Ontology annotation, molecular function: acylphosphatase activity.